GAAAGUGUCACAAAUCACACUAUUGUUAAAACUAAAAUUUCUCACUUAAAAGUCUCACCCUUCCACCUGCAACACUCCACUAACACGCACCUGAGACUUUUUUCAUCAAUCACGCGGCCACUAAAAGAGACAUGAGGUGGUGGCCGCCACCGCCAUGGCCGGCGGCGAUCUUGAAGAACCGAGGCGGCGGUCUGGGCCUGGCCGCCAUUUCUUACGUCGGCAUCGACUACCUGCGCCAUCUGUCGCCGUCUUGGCAUGCGAGUCUUCAGCCGGCUCUUUGGAUGUUUCUCGCUCUUGUCGCCAUCGUUCGCGUUCCUUCCUACAAACACUGGUCUGCCGAGCUCCGCUCCGCUCUCCCGUUCCUCGGUAGCAUCAUCUUCCUGCUCUCCACCUUGCUCUUCGAAUCUCUCUCCGUCCGUUCUGUCACCGCCGUUCUCGGCCUCGAUUGGCACCGUGAUGCUCGACCUCUUCCUGACACUGGCCAAUGGUUGCUGCUGGCAUUGAAUGAAAAACUUCCUCACACAAUAGUUGAAAUAUUGAGAGCCCGCAUUAUUGGACUGCACCAUUUCCUUAUGUUGUUCAUAAUGCUUGCUUUCUCAGUACUAUUUGACUCUGUAAAAGCUCCUGGUCUUGGGCUGGGUGCAAGGUACAUUUUCACCAUGGCAAUUGGGCGGCUUCUUCGGACCAUAAGUUUUGUAUCUACAGUUCUGCCAUCAGCUCGGCCUUGGUGUGCGUCAGCUAGAUUCAAAGUCCCUGCAUACCCUCAUCUUUGGGCUCAGAAAUAUUAUGUCCCUUAUGCUUCAGAUGCUAAUGCUAUACGCCAGAUUAUUUAUCAUGAUAUAGCUUAUGCUGAUGCUGGAGAAUACAUUGGUGACAACCGUCCAGACUGGGGCUCAAUGAGCUUCUUAGCUGAUUUCCUGCGGCCACAUGCUUCCGAAGGACCUUCGUGGUACAAUCUUCUAAAGAAAGCUGAAGGCGGCUGUAAUGACCUCGUAUUCAGCGGCCACAUGCUUGUUGCUGUACUGACAGCCAUGGCUUGGACGGAAGCAUAUGGAGGUUUUAGCUCUGGUUUUAUAUGGUUACUUGUAAUGCACAGUGCCCAGAGAGAAAUAAGGGAAAGACACCAUUACAGUGUUGACGUUAUUGUGGCCAUCUAUGUUGGCAUUCUCCUAUGGAUGGUGACUGGUUUUAUCUGGCCGGCCAAGGAUGCAUCCAGAGCUUCUAGACUAAAUAAGCUUGAGAAGAUUCAAGGGAGACUGCUCCAAGCAGCAAAAGACUUCGAUAUAGAAGAAGUGAGGGAGCUUCUGAAGGAAAUUGAGUUGGGCAAUCAAGAGAGGCCGAGCGGCAAGAACAAGGCUAUGUUGUUGUUUUCUGGAGCAACCAUUUUUUUUGCCCUUACCAUUGUUCUUCUCACCUUCAUAUUGACAAGUGAUGGGUGAUUUUCUGCCACGUUUUUUGGAUGGAUGGUUUCUUCUGCCACUUCCCAAUGGGUUCAGCAUUUCAUUUUAAUUGUAAUGCACCAUUUUAAUCCUGUAUGAUUUGAUCUGUUUGGGUGUAGGUAA
Messenger RNA from Cornus florida, 1562 nucleotides. Its product is annotated as protein PHLOEM UNLOADING MODULATOR. Gene Ontology annotation, biological process: ceramide biosynthetic process. The transcript is spliced from 4 exons. Gene Ontology annotation, cellular component: Golgi membrane; endoplasmic reticulum membrane. The coding region runs from base 132 to 1439 and encodes 435 amino acids. The record is from RefSeq and is a predicted model, not a curated record. NCBI's taxonomy places the organism in Eukaryota, Viridiplantae, Streptophyta, Magnoliopsida, Cornales, Cornaceae. Gene Ontology annotation, molecular function: sphingomyelin synthase activity; ceramide cholinephosphotransferase activity.